This is a messenger RNA of Pelobates cultripes (western spadefoot toad), 12870 nucleotides long. NCBI's taxonomy places the organism in Eukaryota, Metazoa, Chordata, Amphibia, Anura, Pelobatidae. The record is from the annotation of a GenBank genome assembly.
AUGGCCGUUAUAAUGGAGCUGGACGUCUUAUUACACCACCCCACACAAACACACACAGCUUCUUCCCCCAAACACCAUCCCAAUGGCGGAAUAUCCGCUUCCGGCUGCCACUUCCUUCCCUUUAUCUCCCAGCAUGCACUGAGCCAACUACUGGCCUUCGCCAAGAUGGCUACCCCCAUGCACCGGCUGAUCGCCCGCAGACAGGCGUAAGUAAAGCGGGGAGCUCGCUGGCCGAGCCACAUUCACAGCGAGACUAGCUACGCGGGCGGGCGGGUUAAUGGUUAGGGCGGUGGGUGAUCCAGAGGUAGGUGGUACAAGUUUGGGGGGGGGUCGGGUACCGUGUUAUUUCCUAUUAGUUCUCCAUGUGUUUUAUAUCAGUUUGUGCCCUAUUGCCACCCAUAGCAGGCUGUGACACUUCACAGGAAAGUCGUUGAAGCCAUGGUGUGUCUGAAAUCCAGCUGGAUUGUAUGUGGCGAUAACAUAUGUCGUGGUGCUGUACGCGAACGCCAGUUAUGUGACCACUACAGCCAUCGUGUAGGGCAGUCCUUAUAGCGGGGGGAUCGAUGCUUUCAGGGGUCUGUGCUGCAGCAAUACAACAGGCUUGAAAGGACAUCGUUUGGGGCAUCCUGUGUCAGUGUCUAAACAGCUGUUCAGGACUAUCACUCCCAAGAAAAGUCCUAAAAAAAAAUUUAAAAAAAAUCAACUUCUGCUGGAAAACAGCUGAGGAUCAAAAGCUAGCAAUCUCUGAGCUAUAUGGUUGUUUUUCAAAAUGAUAUGAAAUAUGUUCACAGACCAGUUAGGAAUAAGACUAAAACUUGUACAUAUACCCAUUUUUAAAUUGGAUAAUGUAUUUUAAAUCGUUUAAUUAUCUUACUUUUUUAUUUUAUUUUUUAAAGCCAUAAUUUAGUAUUGACCGUGUCUUUCUGUAAACCCACAUGUUCUCUAUUUUAGCCCAUGUUCUACUACGCCAUCACCAAUCCUAUUUUGUAGCGGACCCUAAAAGUUACCCCCUGCUUCUGCAGUGCUAGUUGUUUCUUGUUCGCACAACUUGAUAAAUCAGUAAAACGCAGAAUGAUGUUAUCCCAGCCUAGUUAUUUGAUUCUUCAGUGAGCACGCUAGCACACAGAAACUAAGAAGGCAAAAGUCCAGAAGACAAAGUCUGGGUGCUACAUUACAACAAACAUAGUUUGGUAAAUAAUGUAUUUUAAUCAAUGGUUAGGGCAUAGGCAACAAUUGAUGGACUAGGUGACAGGCUAAUAUUUACAUGGGAUCCAAUGGACCACCUGUGAAACAUGACAGAUCUCUCAUUCCUGCCCCCUGUGUUCAGUCUAUAGUGUACUAGAUACUAGAGCGGCAGACCCCUCCCACACCUGGCUGAGACACUUAUCCUGGUUUAUGGGACCUGAUAGUAUUACAUAAACUUCUCUCCAUCAGAAUUUUUAUAUAAUUUAUCUACAAAGAGUGGUUGCAGUAAUCACAUAGCGUGAUUUGGAAAUGGUCAGUAAACUAUCAGCCAUGCCUCUCCUGCUAUUGGCUUAUGCACAGCCUGGUUCAUUGUUAAGGGAACCGAGCAGUGUUUUACUAUCAACUGAGCUUCAGACUGUACAUGCACUGCUCUUGGCAUGGUUCUUUCUUCAGUGGAAAAACUGUAGACCCUCUAAAACUGUAGAUGUUGUAGAACUGCAAUUUCUAUGUUGCUUUUGCUUAAUGACGAUUGUACUUAUGCAACAUUCAUGGUUUUAGAAUUUGCCAAGACUGAUUUGUCAAGUUUACUUUUUCUAGCAUACUCAUCCCUCGUUUAUAAUCACCAUCUUUUGUUCUUCCCCAAGAAUUGUGCAUACUCUAUACACUUGCCUGUGCUUCUGGGUUCUUGGGCAUGCAAAGCAAGUGUUGUUUCCGUAGCACUGGAGUAAGGAAGAAGGCAAAGACUACACAUCACUGCCAGGGUACUUAAUGUGACACCCAUUGGGACAGUGCUGCAAUUAAAUUUGUUUAUAAUAAAAAGGGACAAUCGGUUAACUGAAGGAAACAAUACAUGGGGGAGGCAUUUAAUAUCAAAAGAAUCUGAGGUAGAGUAAAACAAAAAAACAGAGCUGCAUUGAUACUUUUUGAUUUACCAUAUUUCUUUGGAGGUUUCCCUUCCCCCUCCAAUGCCAUACAUAGCCUUCCUCAUUUAUUCUUGCACAUGCUUAAGUUUGCACACACAGUGUUCAUUCUUCCCUCCUCACAUCAGCGAUCUCAAGCUUACACAUGCCCUUAUAAAGCAUAACCUGCUAUUGUGAAAGUAUCUUUUGUCAAGAAAAGUGUGUUUGAGGAGAUACUUAGAAGUAUAUUUAAAAAAAAAUAAAUAAAAAAAGUUGACAUGGCAUCAGCAGUUUACACAAGCUCUACUCAUUCGCAUCAUUUGUAAAAGUGUUGAACUACAAGUUAAGAAAUAAAAGACUUUUUGAAAAAAUAGAAAUGGGCAUUAUGAUGGUCAGUGGUAGAAAAUUUAGUUGAAGGAUUACUCUAAGCAUCAUAACCUCUAUAGCCCGCUGUAAUAGAUAUGAUGUGAGUACCCUGUUCUUUUUUGCGCCAAUGGUGCAAACCGUUUUGUAACAUAUUGCUCUCUUACCUGGUCCUACCAGACACCUGAUCUACUUUUAAGUGUGGCUGUGACUUGUAUCUGGCUUCUGCAGAGCCGGAUGCUGUUCCUGCCAGCCAUUCAUUGACUGAGAACGUUAGCUGACCUCUCAGCCAAUGAUUGCAAUUCUGAGCAUAGGAACGUCAACUCUAGAACUAACAUUUUAGUUCCAGGCUGGCUGGAGUUACAUCUCUGUCAACAGAGGGGUUAAACUCCAUGUUUGCAGCAUUUCAUAGUGAAACACUACGUAUACAGACUCCAGGCAAUCACUGAAGUGGCCAUGGUGCUUAGAGUAACCCUUUAAAAAUAAGCUGGGAAGGGAUGGUACCAAUUUUAGAAAACAUGGUGGGAGUUGGUACUUCAGAAUGGCCCAAUUUCGCUGAUUUACUCCUAACCCUCAUCCUUCACCCACCUUUUAUUUAAACAGGAAGAUGCCUAGAUUUUGCAGCCAUUCUGAGCUUUUUAUAUUCAUUUGUUUAGAGUGGAUGUGCUGCACUGAGCAAGUGGCUUUAUCUCUCUUUGAAUAAUAAGUUAGUGAGCUGGGAUUUUUGGGAAGGGUACACCUCUAUGAUAAGCAGGCCAAUCCUUCUGUGUCAUAAUCUAACAAAAGUAACUUUGUUACUGCUUCUGGUAAGGCAACAAAAAUGGUAUGAGUGCAGAGAUUUUCUACCAGAUAACCAGAAAUUAGUCGGUUACCAAAAAAUGUUUAGUCCUUGAUCGUGGUACUUGAUAUAACCUGUUUUACUGAUUGAGUGCAAUUUACUAACUGUUCUGUUUAUUUUGCUGGUAGUGAAGCAAAUAAGCAGAAUGUGCGUUGUCAGAAGUGCCUCGAGAUUGGACACUGGAGCUAUGAAUGCAGUGGAAAAAGGAAAUAUGUGUACAGACCUUCCCGAACAGCUGAACUAAAGAAAACCUUGAAAGAAAGAGAGGCAAGGAUGAUUAUAGGCCAAAGGUAAUUCUCGCGAGAGCUGAAAAAAAAUCAGUAUUUUUAAAUGAAGUUGUUAUGGUGCCAGAAGGCCCUUUCAUUGGCUUCCGUUUAGUGGUUAAACCAUUCACGAAAUUGUGGUGCGUACCCUUUUUUUUUUUUUAAAUUAUGAAUGGGGAACUAGUGAUUGGUUUAGAGCGGGGUGCCCAAAAGGUAGAUCCCUUGAUGGUUUGCUUGCCUUUAAAAAUAACCAAGCAUAAUGGAAGCUGUAGUUUUAAAACCUCUGUGGAUCUACCUUUUGCGCACCCCAGGUUUAGAGCGUCAGCUUGCCGCUGUUAACCAAUCAGCAUUGCCCAUGUCCAAUGCUGCCCAAGUCUUCUGUUGUUAGGUUUUCUGUGCUAUAGCGUCACUGGACGUCCUCACACUGUGUGAGGACCUCCAGCGUCGCUCAAUUCCCCAUAGGAAAGCAUUUUCAAUGCUUUCCUAUGGAGAGCUCUAAUGCGCAUGCAAGGCAUUGCCGCGCAUGCGCAUUAGGUCUCCCCGGCCAGCGGGAUCAGUCUCGCCCACCGGCCGACGUAAUGAAGAGGAGGAGGAGCGGCGGUGACCCGAAACCACUGCCGAGGGACAUCGGCGGGGGUCUCAGGUAAGUGACUUAAGGGGUUUUCACCCCUUCAGCAACCGGGGAUUGGGAGGGAGAGGGGACCUGCAGUGCCAGGAACACAGAUUGUUUUCCUGGCACUGGAGAGUCCCUUUAAGUAUUUGGUCAUAGUUCUAUAACUUGUUAAAGGGAAACUCCAAAACCUGCUUACACAGAAUAUGGGGGGGGGGGGAACAACUUUUUAAGUCUUGCUAGUAACCAAUCAGGGUUUUUUUUUUUGUUUGUUUUUUUUUUUUCAUAUUCUAUGUAAGCAGGUUUUGGAGUUUUCCUUUAAACCAACCAAUCAGAGCGCCGUGAGUCAAAUUGCAGUGCCUGGGAAGGUUUUAUAAGCAUUUCCACAUUUAUACGUUUUUUUGUUUUGUUUUGUUUUUUUUUUGUUUUUUGUUUUUUUGCGUCUGGAAAUUUUUAUUUUUUUGGGUGUGUUUUGUUAUUCUUUUUCGACGGGAAUUAUGGAUUUUUGUUUGACCUUUUUUGGGGGCUCAUAAAAAGAUUUUAGAAUAAAGAAGACUGCUAAUGGUAAGUAUGAUUUUAUUAUUUUUUUUACAUUGUCAUUUAGGACCCCCACUCAUAAGCCACUCAUGAGUAGGGGACGGGACAGUAGGUGCUCCCCCCCAUUUGUAGCUUAGGGCCCCCACCUGCCGCUCAUGGGUGGGGACAGAGGUAGGACACUAGCUGCUCACUGUUUAGUAGACAUUGUCAUUUAGGACCUCCACCCAUAAACCACUCAUGGGUGGGGGAUGGGACAGUAGGUGCUCCCUACCCUUUGUAGCUUAGGGUCCCCACUGGCUGCUCACUGUUUAGUAGACAUGCCCCUACUCACGGUAUAGCGAGCAGGGGCAGAUUAAUUACUAAUACGAAGUAAUCUUCACUUAGUAUUAGUAAAUUUGGCUGAAAGACCAAUUUUUGUUUUUUCAGCCUAAUAGUAAAUAGCUCCCUAAAAUACUGGACGAAAUUCAGUAAUUUCGCCAGUGUUCAAAUGCCGAAUGAAGCAACAGGAGGAAGAUGAGUAUUAUGGGAACUUGCUUUGACCACAGGAAAUGGAGCGGACUUAGCUCCUCCCCUGGGUCAAAGCUGGGCAAGCGUAGGAAAAAUACAUAAGACAAAAUAGUCCCUACUUUGUCUUAUGUUUUAAAGAAAAUUAGAUUCAAUAGGAAAAAAAGAACAACAGAUCAUGAGAGAGGGAGAGAAGAGGAAGCGAUUGGGGAAAGGUUAGUUUGGUAUGGCAGUGCCGCUUUAAGGUUAAUUUUGCACUGAUAUUUCUAAAAUGUAAACAUCAUACUGACUUUACAGUAUUAAAAUGCCCCAACCAAAUUAAAUUUAAAAACCUACAAAACACAGUUUAGCAGAAAUGCCUAUAAAGUCACAGUACUAAUCUAAAGUUUGGGCCAAAAUUCAGAGUUCAGUUUGAAGAGUCAUUAACUUUUUAAAUUUAUUUAUAAACCAAUUUCAAACAUUACAUACAAUAGAUGCUUCAUGUAUGUAUUAAGAUUUGUUUGACUAGUUACAGAAGAUGACAUCUUUUAAAUAAGCUUAAUUUGCCGCCUUGCAAUGUUUGGCUCUUUGGAUUGCAAAGUGGCAGCGGUAAGGUCAUUGCGUCAAAAACCUGGAACUGCCAUUUUGAAAAUAAAUUUCCACUAUUUUUACUCGGUUACUUUGUGAAAUUACCCAUGAUGAAUAUUCAAAGACUUAGUUCAAUUAUUGUGUUUCAAGUACAUGUUAUAAUUACUAACAAAUAAGAUAUUUAUCUGUAAAAUACUAGUCUGAAUUUUGGCCCAGUUUCUAUAAGUCACUUCAAUAAAGUUAUUCUUUUGCUAGACAAAGGCAGAACUUAAAGGGGAACUGUCAUGCUCCAAACAAUUUAUGCUCGUUAGAUUGAGCAUAAGAUUCUAUCUAUACAUUGUGCUUACAGCUUUGCUAGCUGAAGUAUGGAUUAGGAGAAAAACCUAUUUAAAAAUGUUUUUCUUCCAUCUGUUACUCAACUGCGUGCUGAGGCAUUGACUGACAAGGGAGAGUAGAAACGACCUCCCACAGCAAGUCCCCCUGCUCUCCGCUCAUAGCAACAAUAGUGCACGCUUCUAUCACCAGCUAGGGAGUAUAGGAACGGAAUGACAUGACGUCUCUCUUUUCUGAUGUUGGCAACUAAGCCAGCGUGCUGAUGUCACUGAGAUUUUCCCUGUAUGGGGAAGCGUCCCAAGCAAGGCCAAUCAAAUUAUACAGGUGGCGCAGCAAAGGACGACCACAGGUGAGUGUUAUACGAAGAGUAUAACACCCAUGAAGAAGUUGCAGGAAAGGAGUAAAUUUCUAUAUUUUACAUUGAAUAUACCAUGUAUCUUUAUGCUAUAUGGUGUAUUCAAUGUAUAUGGGUAGGGUAAGAUUUUAAGUAAAUUCAUGACCUAAGCUUCAUCCUUGAGGCCAGUUGGAAGUUGAUUGCCUGAGCUAAGUUAAGUUUGCAGGGCUUGGCUCAUUGACUAAAGGGGGAUCAUCUGAUAUAGUCCGCUUAUAAGCUUAGGUCAGCUUUGGCAGAAGCUCCUAAAUACACACUGUCUCUACUGCCCACUGAGUAGAGUAGUGGAUGAAUGGUAAGAAGUCAAAGUAUUCUAUAACCAUUUAAUUACUUAUAGGUUGGGGAGAGGGGGUAGUCCUGGCACAUUAUGAUGCGUGGAGUGUUCCUUUAAGCAAACAACAAAUCCUUACAGAAUGAAUAGACAAUUGUCUAUGGAUUAAUGGCAAAUGGCCCUCGCAGACUUUUCAUCUUGUAAUUUAUGAAUACUGAACCUGUAAACUAACAGUCUGUUUCUUUUUGUUUAAAGCAGUGGCAACAAUGUUCCAGACACAAAAGGAAAGAAAAAAAGGUGAGAUUCUUUCUGUCAUAAACUGAGUCAUGGUGUUGCAGCUAAUUGUGGUGGUGAAGGUGCAGUGAGACCAAGAGCACCACACACUCCUUUUCUGUCUUUCUGUGGUCACUCCAAAAAUAGUGAAGUCAUACGUCUGCAUUAUCUUUUUAAGGUUGCACCUUCCUGCAUUGCAAUAAUAGGCAGUUCCAACAAUCAGGAUCCUCUCUUUCGAGUCUAUGGAGUCUGCUCCUAUGCCAAACCUCUGUCUUUAGCUCGUUAUGCAUGUUCCCAUCUCCACCUCACACCACUUUCCUUUCUUUCUUUCUUUCUUUUUUGCUUGCUAGCAAAUUGUAGAAAUAGAAUUUAGAUGGCAAUUAAGUUAGCACCAUGUGUUAUGAUGAUUGCCCUUCUUUGCAGAGAUGGGUGUUAAUUUGGUGUAACAUCCAUAAAUCCCCGAUCACAGUACAAAAAGGUUAGUAGCUGCUGGGUAGCAAAUUUGCAAUUAAAUGUACUGUAUUCUCUCUCAAUCUCCAAACACUUUUGUAUGUCCUUUAAUAUUUGCAGAGUUGGUAUAGCUUGCCAUUGCCCUAUAAAAAAAUUGCUAUGUUUUUACUGCCUAACAAACCAUUCUUCAAGGCUUGCAGAGAGUGCUAGAUUAAUUGAUAUUUUAUUUUGAAGGGAAUCAAGUAUUCUACAAAUCCUAGAAGCUAGUGGGUCAUGCAUAUUUUUGGGGAUUCAUUGGAUUUUUUUUUUGUUGUUGUUGUUUUUUUACUGUCCACUUGUAGCCAACUAUGGCCUCAAUUUCAUAUUGUUGGAUAAGCUGUCCAAGUAAUUUUAAUAUUUUUGUCUAAAUUUUUAAAACAAUUUAAUGUUAUGGAAAAUAUUUUAAUUGUGUGAAUUUUUUUUUUUUUUUUUUAAUAAGUUAAUAAAAAUCAUUUGAAAAGCUGAAUUUACAAUAUUAAAUUGAAUCCUAUAUUUUAAAAUGUAAACACUCCCAUAAUAUUUUCUAGCGUCUGGGUCACUGCGGCUGAUAACCCAGUCCAAAUAAACCUAUAGUAAAAAAUACCCAUCUCAGAAGUGGAACCUCUGCAUUGGUUAUUGGUAAUGAGAUCUCUGAAUUUAUUCCUCACUCAUUGAUAAAUCUGUUUUAUAAUCUUACCAGUACAUCUGUAUUUUUUAUGGAGAAUGGUUACUGAAACACAGUACCUCUAAUCUUUCAGAUCAAAAAGUGUUACAAGCUCCAGUAGUAACAGCAGCAGUAGCAGUAGCAGCAGCAGCUCUGAUACCGAAUCCUCUUCAGACAGUGAAGACUCCUCCAGCUCUUCUUCAUCUUCUGAGGAUAGCGACAAAAGCUCAUCAAGCUCCUCCUCUUCUCCGUCCUCCCAGAGCUCAACUUCAUCAUCUGAAUCUGACUCCGAAACCAGCAGUACCACCACCAGUAGCGAUGACAGCAGCAGCGACGAAGACAGUAGUUCAGAAGAUGAGCCGCUGAGAAAGAAAAGAAAGAAAUAAUGGUGGUAAAACAGUUUGUCGCUGGAAAUCAUUUUCAAGACCUCUGCAUCAGCAACAUUUUAUAUUCCAUCUAAAGAAUAAUGAGAAUUUGCAGACUGAAAGUAGGGAAAAUGGAUUUCUCACAUGCUGAAUGCAGUGUACAACAUUGACAUAUCUUUAAUCCACGUAGAUUUUAGACUUUUUUUUUUCUUUCUUUUUUUUACUUCUUCUUUCAACACAGCACGGAUAAUGGAGGCGGAAACGCUGUUAUAUGCCGUGUUUUGUUUUGCUUUUUUGGGGGCUCUAAAGGCCAUUUUUAAAGUAUGACGUUGUUACACAGACGUGGAUAAUAUCUGCCGCACAUGGUGGGACUAUUUUAAUAUGUACAUAAGUUGUAUGUAUAAACUGUGAAAUACUUCCUUUUUUGUCUUUCCAAAAUAUUAGCAGGGUGUAAACUACAAAGCAAGGUUUAACCUCAUAUUUGAAGAUUCCUAUGACACAUUUAGUAUCGGAGAGGGAAUUAUUUUUUAUAGAGGAUUAAUGAAAAAGAAAAAGGUUUAUUGUUGAGAGAGCCUAUUGUAUCAGAAUGGAUCGUUCAUUGAACGGGUUCUAUUUUUAUGGUUAGAGAAGCAAUUCCCAUGCUGGUGAAUGUGACUUUUUUGGUGAGGAUUUUCUCUGUGAGAUUGAACAGAUCACAAACUGUUAUUUUAAUGUAGUUCCCCAAGUGCCAUGUUGUUGAAGGUCAAUGCAUAACCACACCUCUUGUUGCAGGCUCUUCCAGCACCAAAAGGGUUAAUGGUCUCCUUGUAAACUGUUCUGAAUCAGUAUAAACUGUGUGCCUUUUUUACAUAUUAGUUGUCAUUGAAAGAAUGUGUAGCCUUAAAUGUGCAUAUUAUCAAAAUUACUUUGUACAAUCUUGCACCAAAAUUUAAUCUAAACUGACCAUUAUUAGCAUGUUGUGCAUUUUAGUGCUUUUUAUUAUGUUUUAUUUGUUUCCUGAUUUCAAUAUAAGUUAUGCAGCCUAAAUGUAUUGAGAGAUAAGGCAGAGCAGGGUUUUUUUUUUUUUUUUUUUUUUUUUUUUUUUUUUUUUUUUUUUUUUUUUUUUUUUUUUUUAAAUCUAUUGCACAGUUAUCAGUAGCACAAACCUGCUUUCAAGCUGGCAUCUGCAGAUUCACAAUAGCAGAUCAGUGAAGCACAACCUUCCUUACAAAAUGCAUCUCAAAUUAUAAUCAAGCUCAUUUUUUUUUUUUUUUUUUUUUAAAUUGGUUAAUAGAUAUAUUUGUUUAAAGGAAAUAUGUUUGUUUAGGUUGCAUGAAUGAAAUUUUGAUUUAUAUCUGAGACUUUCAGAGUACUGUCAAGAGUUUUCACUAAACACCUGCUUUAAUCAAAUGAAACCCAAAUAGGCAAAGUAAAGGCUUAAGUAGCUGAUUUGGAAACCAGUUUUAGUUACAGCUAUUUUAGCCUCAAUUUUGCCAUUAUGAUUUAUUUUGCUAAAAUUUGGUGUUACAUGAAUAACUCUUUCAUCGUUGUAGUGCCAGCUAAGGUCCUAAAAUCACAGGUGCUGCUGCUUUGGUUCUCUAUAACUUUAUAAGUAUGUAGAUGGCGUUAUUCUGGAAAUUGCAUCCUUCAGAUGAAAAAUAAAUUGAUCAAGAUACAUUCUUCUAAUGUGUACAAAACAUCUUUAAAUCCCUCCCAGUGUCAGAAGGGGCUUUGCUGCUAGAAAAACUUUGUCAGUUUCCUGGGGAACCAAUGUACUUACAAAGCUAUUUCUUCUUAUAGGAACUCCAUAUAAUGGCUUGAAAUUAAUUUUCUUUUGGGACUUGGAUAAGUGCAGGGAUAGGCAACCUUCGGCACUCCAGAUGUUGAGGGCUACAUCUCCAUGAUGAGCUUACAACCAUAAUGCUAACAAAGCAUCAGGGGAAAUGUAGUACACGACAUCUGGAAUGCCAAAGUUGCUUAGCCCUGGUCAAGUGGUGACAGGAUCACUGUAUGCAUUUAAAUUAUUUCAUUUAAUAGGACAUAGUGCCUGGAGGCCCAUGGCAUUGUCCCUCCAUUCAGUCUUAAAUCAUUUUUAAGCAGUUUAACACUGAAUCAGUGUCCCAGGCCACCAAUGAAGGUAUGGCAGAGGUUAUACUUUUUCUAACAUCCAAAUUCAUACCAUCAAUGGGUGGCUUUGUUAGGCUGAAAGUGGUCAGGUGCCAUCCAACCAAUCACAGCCUCCCAUUGUUGCUCAGAUUAAUACUUCCUCAUUAGAGCAAGCAGCACAGAGACCUAAAAACUUCUUUACAGUGAACAGUAGGACAGAGCCAAGGAACUACAGACAUUAUAACCAUUUCAGAUGAGAUGAAGCAGUUACAGUGCUUCGAGUGUCUAGAAUCACGGGACAAAAAAGAACAUUCCAGUACAGUGUAAAAAAUGUUAAAAUCAAGUCCCUUUUGUCUAAUGGUUGUUCUCAGUGAAUACCUUCUUGUCUAAAGGAUUUUAAGUUGUUGAGAUGUAUUAAGUAUUCUCCAAAUAAUAAACUUUGACUCGUCCUCUGUCGUCGUCAAGGGAACUACCCAUUUCUCCAUGCACUAUCAAAUUAGACCCCAUCAUAGUAAGUUUAUAUUGAAAAGGACUCUUUUAAUACUAGUGAGGAUUAUAGAGCAAUGUGAUUGAAAUGGGUAAAAUUAAAACGGUUCUUUUUGUCAAGCAACUCACAAUCAAGCAGAAAUUAUUGGUACUUCAUAAGAGUUUCCAUAAGGUAUCCAUAUAGUAAUUACACGCAGCAAAAAUCCUUGACUACAUAUUUCACUAGCCAUGAAUCACAAUUCAACCACAAAUACACCAAUAAGCACCCACUUUGCACCAUUGUGUGCUUGUCACCAUGGCUGCUGUCUGCGAAAAUAUGGACAAGAAUGUAACUCUACCCAGUAAUAGAGCAAUGUUAUUCAAUGAAACCCUGUUCAAAACUCUAAAUCCCUGAGAGCGUGAAGCAGAUAAUACAAAAACUGUUUAAUACUUACUGACAUUUUCUUUCCGCGAUUAACCAUUCUAUUUCACCUUUUUCAUCUGUUAGGGUUUAUGGAACUAAUUACACAAAUAGAUUAAUUGGCAGUGGGCUAUGCUAUUUAUGCUAGUUUCAAAGAUUCCUGUACUUUUUUGCGGUGUGGGAGAAAUGUAUUUGCUGCCAUGUUUGAUUAGGAAAAUUCCUAUGUUGGAAGUCAGUCUAUUAAAGAGGCAUUGCAGGUAGGUUACUGUGCAAGGGUUUAUAUGAUGUGCAUCAUAUGAUCAUAAAAUUUAAAGCAGCGCCACAAUUUGUUGUCACAUUUUGGUUUUGGUUUGGCUAGAACUCACUUUGGAACCUGCAAAGUUUGGGACUUAGCAGCAAAUGCCAUAAAUUAGAAAGUUAGUAUUUUCUUUAGCAUAAAUAGAUUUUUUUUAUUUUUGAAAGCCGUACUCUGCAUAAAUGUAAUUUCCAGCCUGGAGUGUCCCUUUAAGUAGUACGUUCCCAUAUAAAUCAGUGUUUUAUUUCUAGCAUCCUUGUUUGACUGCAAUAAUAGCACAGUUUUAUUGACUUGAAAUGUAGUGCAUUCCAUAUUGUCUGGGUAAAGGCAUACUCUAAGCACCACAAACAUCACAGUGCACUGUAGGGGUUAUGGUGCCCUGGGCCGUUUACAAACUGGCAUCAUAACUGCUUCUGCAUGCUAUAAUGCUCAUGGUGCUAAGAGUAUUCCUUUAAAAGGACACUAUAGUCACCAGAAAAAUUACAGCUUAUUGAAUUUGUUCUGCUGAGUAGAAUCAUUACAUUCAGGCUGUAAACACAGUCUUUACAGAGAAAAUGCAGUGUUUACAUUACAGCCUAGUGAUAACUUCACUGGCCACUCCUUAGAUGGCUGUUAGAGAUCCUUUCUGAGUCAUGGCUGCCUAAAAUGCAUCCAAACAUUCAGUGUCUCCUCCCUCUGCAUGCAGACACUGAACUUUCCUUAUAGAGAUUCAUUUAAUGAGGAGAUGCUGAUUGGCCAGGGCUGUGUUUAUCUAAUUUUAGCAACACUCUCCACUUCUCCCCAUUUAGUCGAUGCACCCUCAGGGUUUUAACCAAAUAACCCAUUCACAGUAGAACAAUGUCAAUUUGUCAAAAUUCCUUCUUGCCUUGUCAGCUGUUUUGGAGACAAGUUUAACUAUAUACAUUAUAUAGUAAGUUGUAUUACAUGCCGCACCUUCGUGUAAGAGUGUCAGCCUCUCUGCCAGGUCUAAUGUGGUGCCACCUGUGUCACACUAAUAAUCAAAUGUAUGACGAUUGUUUUAAUAAAUUUGUAAGAGUUAAUUUAAAAAAAAAAAUUAAAAAAUUGAUUUUUUU